CUCGGGAGCCGGGCGCGGCUGGCGGCGGCCCGAGGCGCGGCGCGGCGGGCGGGAUCAUGGCGGACGGCGUGGACCACAUCGACAUCUACGCCGAUGUGGGCGAGGAGUUCAACCAGGAAGCUGAAUAUGGUGGGCAUGAUCAGAUUGAUUUGUAUGAUGAUGUAAUUUCUCCAUCUGCAAAUAAUGGAGAUGCCCCAGAAGAUCGUGACUACAUGGAUUCUCUCCCACCAACAGUUGGAGAUGAUGUAGGUAAAGGAGCUGCGCCAAAUGUUGUCUAUACGUACACUGGAAAGAGAAUUGCCUUGUACAUUGGAAAUCUUACUUGGUGGACAACAGAUGAAGACUUAACAGAAGCGGUUCAUUCAUUGGGAGUAAAUGAUAUUUUAGAGAUUAAAUUUUUUGAAAAUCGUGCUAAUGGCCAGUCAAAAGGAUUUGCCCUUGUGGGUGUGGGAUCUGAAGCAUCCUCCAAAAAAUUGAUGGAUUUGUUGCCUAAAAGAGAAUUGCAUGGGCAGAAUCCUGUUGUAACUCCAUGUAAUAAACAGUUUCUGAGUCAAUUUGAAAUGCAGUCAAGGAAAACAACACAGUCUGGUCAGAUGUCUGGAGAAGGUAAAGCUGGUCCACCAGGCGGAAGCUCACGUGCAGCUUUUCCACCUAGUAACAGAGGGCGAGGCCGUUUUCCAGGUGCUAUUCCAGGUGGAGACAGAUUCCCUGGACCAGCAGGGCCAGGAGGGCCACCACCACCUUUCCCAGCUGGACAAACUCCCCCACGUCCACCCUUAGGUCCUCCAGGUCCACCAGGCCCACCAGGCCCUCCACCUCCUGGUCAGGUCCUUCCUCCUCCAUUAGCUGGACCUCCUAAUCGUGGUGACCGUCCACCACCACCAGUUCUGUUUCCAGGACAACCUUUUGGUCAGCCUCCACUUGGGCCACUUCCUCCAGGCCCUCCACCACCAGUUCCAGGCUAUGGACCACCACCAGGUCCACCACCACCUCAGCAGGGUCCACCUCCACCUCCAGGUCCAUUUCCCCCUCGUCCACCUGGCCCUCUUGGGCCGCCCCUGACUCUUGCUCCUCCACCACAUCUCCCUGGACCACCUCCAGGUGCUCCACCGCCAGCACCACAUGUGAAUCCAGCCUUCUUCCCCCCACCCGCCAAUAGUGGCAUACCUACUUCAGACAGCCGUGGCCCACCUCCAACAGAUCCGUAUGGCCGACCUCCACCAUAUGACAGAGGUGACUAUGGGCCACCUGGAAGAGAAAUGGAUGCUGCCAGGACACCUCUAAGUGAAGCAGAAUUUGAAGAAAUCAUGAAUAGAAAUAGGGCGAUCUCAAGCAGUGCCAUUUCAAGAGCUGUAUCAGAUGCCAGUGCUGGGGAUUAUGGAAGUGCUAUAGAGACCUUGGUAACUGCGAUUUCCUUAAUUAAACAGUCCAAAGUAUCUGCUGAUGAUCGUUGUAAAGUACUUAUUAGCUCUCUUCAGGAUUGCCUUCAUGGAAUUGAGUCUAAGUCUUAUGGUUCUGGAUCCAGAAGACGUGAGCGAUCCAGGGAGAGGGACCACAGCAGGUCAAGAGAAAAAAGUAGACGCCACAAAUCACGUAGCAGAGAUCGUCACGAUGACUAUUACCGGGAAAGAAGCCGUGAAAGAGAGAGGCAUCGUGACCGUGACAGAGACCGCGACAGAGAACGUGACAGAGAGAGGGAAUAUCGUCAUCGCUAGAGAAGGCUGUGUUACCUUCCUGUACCAUUCCCUUUCCUGCUUCCCAUUUUGUGCAAAGAUAUAUGAGUAAACGGUUCAAGAAAUGGUUUUGAAAUUGGUGUUGAGGCUGGUCUAAGCUGGAAUACAGAGUUGUGAUGCAAAAUAUAAAGAAAUGGAUGUUUGUCAGAAUGCCUGACUCCAAAGGAUUUUAUAUAUAGUAAGCAGUUUUGAUACCAGCAGGCCAAAGAGUCUGUUGAAUGCUUGAGUCUCUGGAGACCCAUAUUUCUCAACAAGGUAAGGUGGUAUCCUAGCAAAUGUGCAUUUUAAUGGAUUUUCAGUGGAGGUACUUAGUUCCAUUUUUUUUUCCUUGAUGUUAUACUUGAAAUACUGCAUUAACUUUUAGUUUUCAUGAUUUUCUUUUUUUCAGCCUUUAGGAGACUGUUAAGCAAUUUGCUGUCCAACUUUUUUGUUGGUCUUAAACUGCAAUAGUAGUUUACCUUGUACUGAAGAAAUAAAACCCAUUUUUA
Rhea pennata is the source of this 2221-nucleotide messenger RNA. It is a transcript of the gene CPSF6, whose product is annotated as cleavage and polyadenylation specific factor 6. The record is from RefSeq and is a predicted model, not a curated record. The transcript has 10 exons. Gene Ontology annotation, cellular component: mRNA cleavage and polyadenylation specificity factor complex. Gene Ontology annotation, molecular function: mRNA binding. Gene Ontology annotation, biological process: mRNA alternative polyadenylation. The coding region runs from base 57 to 1715 and encodes 552 amino acids. NCBI's taxonomy places the organism in Eukaryota, Metazoa, Chordata, Aves, Rheiformes, Rheidae.